Messenger RNA from Cygnus atratus (black swan), 4258 nucleotides. RefSeq names its product zinc finger protein 777-like. The transcript has 7 exons. Gene Ontology annotation, biological process: regulation of DNA-templated transcription. Lineage: Eukaryota; Metazoa; Chordata; Aves; Anseriformes; Anatidae. The coding region runs from base 47 to 2107 and encodes 686 amino acids. The record is from RefSeq and is a predicted model, not a curated record.
GGCGGUGGCGGCGGGUGCGGAGCGCGCGGUGCCGGUGGCGGCGGCCAUGUCCCGCCGGGGCCCCGCUCAGGCCUCGUCGUGGGGCGCAGGCACCGGCAGGCUGAGGCGCGUGCAGGCGGCGGGGCCGGAGCAGGCGCAGGCCCAGCAGCUGCAGGAGCUGCGGAGCAGGACGGAGAAGGCGGAGCGGAGGCUGCUGGCCUGCGAGAACCUGGUGGGCGAGCUGGGCAGCAACCUGGCGGCGCUGGGCAGCCUGCUGCAGGACUACGGGCAGCUCCAGCAGCGCCUGGACAACGUGGAGAACCUGCUCAAGAACAGGAACUUCUGGAUCCUGCGCCUGCCCCCCGGCACGCGGGGAGAGGUGCCCAAGGUACCGCUCACGUUUGAUGACAUUUCCGUGUACUUCAACGAGCAGGAAUGGGAGACGCUGGACAGCUGGCAGAAGGAUCUGUACAAGGCUGUGAUGAGGGGGAACUACGAGACUCUGAUCUCCCUGGACUAUGCUGUGUCCAAGCCUGACAUCCUCUCCCGGAUCGAGAGGGAUGAAGAGCUCUGCACCGGAGGCUGUCGCGAGACCCCACAGACGUACAUCCAGGAUGGGCAGGAGCCCCCGCGGACGUGCAUCGGAGAUGGGCAGGAGCCCCCACAAACAUAUCUCAGAGACGGUCAGGAGGCCCUGGAGACGUGCAUCCAAGGCAGUCAGGAUUCCCUGCAGACGUGUAUCAGAGAUGGUCAGGAGCCCCUGGAGACGCGUAGCAGAGAGAGUCAGGAGCCCCCGCAGACGUGCAUCCAAAACAGCCAGGAGCCCCCGCAGACAUGUAUCCGAGACGGUCAGCAGCCCCCGCAGACGUGCAUCCAGGACAGCCAGGAGCCCCCGCAGACGUCCGUCAGAGAUGGCCAGGAACCCCCGCAGGCACCAGAAGACACGGACCAGGUGGAAGAGGCCUUGGGAGACGACAUAGACGUGGAAGAUGACAUGGACUGUGCUGCGUCCGAGCCUGACAUCCUCUCCCAGAUCGAGAGGGAUGAAGAGCUCUGCACCAGAGGCUGCCAGCUGACCCCACAGCCCUGCAUCCGAGAUGGUCAGGAGCCCCCACAAACACCAGAUGAGACGGGCCGGAAAGAAGAAGCCUUGGGAGAACAGAAAGUCCCCUUGGAAGCCGGCACAGAGCUCCCCAUCCUGGUGUUGAAUGUCACGUCCCUGAGUGCGCGGAGAGAGGAGUUGAGCAGGGAACUUAAGCAUGAGACAGAGGUGGAAGAGGACCUGGCCGAGCGCGGCUCUGAGGAAGGCUCUUUACUGGAAAAUGAGAAGGCCUGUGAAGGGGCUUCUCCUCCUGAAAGCCUCGAGGAGAAGGAGGUGGGGCCCAACGCAUUGCAAAACGUUUCUGCAACUUCUCCUGACCCAGCGAUCCAGAACUGCCCAGGAGAGCAGGCGAAGCCCAGGAGCAAGAAGAAGCCAAGCAAGUGCUCAAGCAACAGCCUGCUGAUGGGCGACUGCCGGCGCGGCUACGUGCGUGAGUGGUCGCACCCCUGCACCGAGUGCGGGAAGCGUUUCCGUCUGAAAAUCAACCUCAUCAUCCACCAGCGGAGCCAUGCCAAAGAGGGGCCCUAUGAAUGCACGGUGUGUGAGAUCAGCUUCGCAGACAAAAGCCACCUGGUCCUGCACCAGGCCAUCCACACCCAAGACAGGGCUUUUGCGGCCAAGGUCUGGGGGAACACGCACCCAGAACUGAGGAUAGGGCCGAGGAAGAAGCUGCGCAGGGCUCCCGGCAGCACUGCCCACAGCCUGGGUAACAGGACACAUGCUGGGGGGGCCGGGCUGGGCCAGGCCAAGGAGGAGCAGGACACAGGGAGCCUGUCCAGGGCGCAUUUCUCCCCACAGUCGACGCUUAGGAAUUACACGAAACGCCCACUGAAAUGCGAUCUUUGCAGCAAGUUUCUGUCUUGCUCCUCUGCCCUCCAGCGGCACUUGCAGACCCACUCUGAGAAGAGGCCGUUUCGCUGCACCACCUGCAACAAGGGCUUCACCCGCAAUACUCACCGCUUGCGCCACGAGCAAAUUCACAUACGGCAGAAAGCCCUGGAAAGGCAGCAGCCCAAGACAGUCUAGCACUCAACUGCGGCCAGGAGGCCCCAGCUGAAAGCAGCCCCGGAGGUGCCUGGCAAGGAGCCGUCCUCGCUCGCUGAGCCGGGCACCCGAGGGCCAGCCCCGUGCCCACUGCAGCCAAAGCUGCUCCACUGAACGCGCCUCCUGGUGGCUGCUGUGGAACUCAAACUUCCAGUUAUCAGACUCUUAAAACAGCCCGAGUUGGAAGGGACCCACAAAGAUCAAGUCCAACUCGAGAACUGCUGCUGCUACAGUGGGAGCCUGUUGGGAGAGUAGGAAGUAGGACAGCAGCUUGGGGGCAAGUGACAUGACGACGGGAGGCAUCCGAACUGCUCGUGUCCCUGGGCAGAAACGGUGAGCGUUCAGACAGGUUCUGUAUGUGGUGGGGUAUCAGGGUUGUGAACCAUCCACCAGCUGGAUUUUUGGAGCUUUCCCAAGUUGCAGAAUAAAUCAAAGCUUGGAUACCGUUAUGUGGAACAAAUUACAGAAGCCUCCAGUGAUAAAUAUUGCUUUGCUAUUUCUCAAACUCGUGUCUGCUGGCUAAUGCAUGAAACUUCCCAAACUGACCUUGCUAGGUUAGCAGAUAGGUCACGCAGCCCAGCAAGAGAAGUUGCAACCGGCUGUUGAGCUCACCCAGUAUUCGAUGCUGAAGCUGACCGCUUCAUUUUGGAAACACAAUUACACAGUGAAGAGGACAGACAGAGGGAACCAAACUGACAGAUCAGAGUGGGUUCCAAAGGAGCUUUUCAGUUCACUGAUGGUUCUUGACCAAGACGCCAGGCAGAGAGUGUGGCAUCUCAGGUCGUCCUGGCCGUGCUUGUCGGAUACCCCAUCCUGCUGAGGAAAUCGGCCACGCAGGGGAUCUGCUUGGGAACAGCUGUGUGUUGCACUGGAAGACAAGUAGAGUGAAACAAACCACACCUUCAGUUUGCGUAAUGCUGCAGGUGUUUCUGAGGUCCCGGCACCGGUCCUUCCGUUGAGAAGGCCAGCCUUCAAAAUCCUACGUGGGAGGGUUGGUGCCCCAAGACCAGCCUGCGCAGAUGGUCACUUUACAAAUGGUGGGUAGGAUUCCUGCUGCGCUGCAGCUGCAGCCUGUGCAAGGACCCUUCCUCGGGCUCAGACAUGUUGGCUGGCACCAGGCGCCAUCCCAGCUGCUCUGUGCAGGAGCAUCCCCUCCGCUCAGCCCCACUGCGACUGGAAGCCGUGCACGCUCCCUCUGUCACUAAUCUCGUGGAAGACUGGUUAUGUUAGCUACCUCAACGCGCUGUGGAGAGGCACCCUGCUGGGCGACGAUGGCCAGGCCAGCCGAGGCUCUGGUGGCCCCAGGAAUCACUUGAAGCACGUGUCCCCAGCCCUGUGCACACCGGGCACGCCGCUGGGAAGCACGAAGCACGUGUACAGAGAGAAGGGAAUCAGUCCUGGAGGCAUCAUGGUGCAGGCCAAGCUGAGAGGCUGAUAGGACUCCCAAGCUGUUUUUUUGCUUUGUUUCCAUUGAAUUAUUUGAUGUUAUUGUUUGAAAUCACUAAGUCUCUGCCCCUCUCUGGGCAGGGAGUGUUGGGAACCAGUUUCCUUAGGAGAUUUUGCAUUCCUGGCCACCUGCACGGUCGGAGGGGCUGCAGGUGGGGCUGCUGUCAGUGGCGGGCCUUGGGCAGCGAGGUGACGUUGCCUGGGCCGUGUCCUGGUGUACGCUGCGGGGUGGUGCCCGGCCACCUCCCUGCGGGGCUGUAGGGACAGCGCGGCCGUGCCCAGGCGUGGUGUCAGAGGGGCUCCUCUGGGCCCGUCUCGCGCUCCCUGCCCCAUGCCAGCCCCCAGCAGGAGGAAGCGGGUGCUGCGAAGCCCUGGAGGACACAAGGGUGGUCGAUGCCUUAAGGGCCGUGAGGUGAUGGGUCCAACAGCAAGCCCUGCUGCGGUGCGGGCUGUAGCCGGUUACCCCUGCCCAGUUUGCCAUCCCAGUGAGCCCAGUUGAUCCCAGUACUACAGGGUACGAGUCAGCCAGUGCAGGCCCCGGGGCAGCUCGGAGGAAGCAGCCUCUCCCUGCCGCCGGCUGCCUGGCCCCGAGCGUUUGCUUUCAAGCUGUGACUGGGACCAACUUUUUUUGUAGGAAAUCUCAGCUCCCUUUCUCAGGCCGUGGAGUCAAUAAAGUAUUUGUCUGUA